CGUUUUCACUCAUAAAACUCUCAGACAUCCUGAACAAAAACUCCCAGAGCCCGUCGUCAGCCUCUGAAGCUGUGUGAGAACCGGACGGAGCGAGGACGUAAAGCUCACCGGCGCAGGCUGGACCUCACUGCUACCGCCUCGCUUCCACAGGCUCAGCUCUGUGGACUCCACCAGCUCCUGGACCACCUCUGUCCUCACGAGCACUACAAGCAACUGCACACCACACCCUCCAUCUCAUCCUUCUGCACUCCUACACCUCUCCCUCUCUCUCUCUCUCUCUCUCUCUCUGUGUGUGUGUGUGUUUGUGUGUUUGUGCGCGUGUGUGUGCGUGCACUUCACCUCCAGCACCCCACUUGCACAGUGCUAGCAUACUAUGGAGAAGGUGCAGCACAUGACCCGUGCGGCCAUCAGGAGGGCGUCCACCAUGGAGGUUCCCCAGCAGGCUAAGCAGAACAUGCAGAACCUCUUCGUCAACUUCUGCCUCAUCCUCAUCUGCCUGCUGCUCAUCUACAUCAUCGUCUUGCUAAUCUCUUUCCAUAUGUGAAGGACGGACAGCGUGGUGUAACCUCGUCCUCCUCCCGGCACCGCACGCUGAGCACGGCCGUCCCUGAGCCACGCGGCGCCUCACUGCGAGCUCGCACUCUACCAUCGUCCAGAACGCCGACACGCCAACUCCGACGUCUUUCACCAUGGAUCUCACCAACAACCGGGGUCUCAACCUGCUGCUCAACUUCCUGCUCAUCGUCAUCGUGCUGCUGCUCAUGCUCAUUCUGGUCAAGCUCAUAUAACGUGAGCUGAGCCGCUCACCUCAAGCGCUCAAGACUUAAUAUGGCCUGAACACAUUUACUAUAGAGGUAGCGGUAUCGGGGGAUCUCUCUCUCUCUCUCUCUCUCUCACACACACACACACACAAUCUCUCUGUUUGAGUGUCAGUUCCACUAUCACUUCAUGAAUGACAUUUUGAUGCAUUGCUUUAACACCGAAAGCAAUCUAGGAGGUCUUUUAUGUGCAAAAGGUGUGCGUUCCUUAACGGCAAACAAAUCGAAACCGACCUUUUUACCGCGAAAGCUCACGUGCUCAGAUGGUGCUUGCAAAGCAAUUCUAAUUUGUAUGUAAUCUUCCACUAAAGUGCAGCACUAGACAUUUUCCUGCCUUUAAACAGCCUCAGAAUUUUUAUCUACAUCGCUGUGAUUAAAAACUAACAGCCGAGACGCCCACUUUUCAUAAGCCAGUCAAAGUCCCGCCCACUAAAACAUGCUGUUUAAUCCAGGAAAUGUACGUUUCACUGAUUAAAGCCCGAUUUGGAUUGGAUUCACUUUUACAUGUGGAGUGUAAUCAUUACCAGCGUAUCUCUGGGAUUGUAAUCUGAAUCCACCAUGUAGGUAAAAAAAAAUAAAAAUUCUUUAGUAUAAAAGACACUCCAGGAAGCACUCUGGUCUUUUUUUCCCCCCAUUUUUAAUUUUUUAUAGUCUCCCACAUAAACCAAAACAAAAGCAGAGUUUAAAACGGAUCAAUAAACCACAGAUGACGUUUAAAAUAACUCGACGUGAUAAAGAAGCGACACUUUCGGGGGUUUUAGGGAAGUUACCGAGUUCCACGUGAGAACAGAUCAAUUAAAGCUUACAUACGUGUUAUGAUCACGUGACCUUCUUUCGAUCAAACAACCUGUGUGAAUAUUUUAUCCGUCCGAAUGGCACUUAAGACAUAAACACAGCUUCCGACUCGCUUGCACCAUCUAGUGGUGAUGUUUAUACUGCAACGAAUAAAAACCUAAGACCAAUGUCUUUAAUUGCACUCCUCCGCCCACCCUUCUUCUCCCUACUCCACAGUGCAUUAUGGGAGAUCUGCAGACCCUCGGCUACGCUGUUCGGUUCGGGUUGAUGAUAAAACUCGAGCUGGACGAUAAGACUUGAUUGUGACUCCUGCUCACGAAAAGUUUUAUUUUUAAAAAGUGAUUUAUUUGUCGGGACGGCCAACGAAAUGUCCUUAAAUCCGUCACAGGAGUGGCACAAGGGGUGGGCGAUCAGAACAAAAAUCUAAAAUCCCUACAAAAAUCAUACCGUGUAUAGUACCAGGAUACUUAUGAAAAAUAAAUAUGCAAAAAAAUGUAAUAAAAAUGGCAGCAAACCAAUAGCAUCACAUCACAACACAAAUUUUUUUUGUAUGAUUUUGUGGCUACAAAAAUAAAUAAUUUAACGCUGAAAAGAAGUGCAACAUUUUAAGAACAAAUCAGCGACUUCCAACCGAUGCUAAAAAUAUUUACGACAAUAUCUUCAAUAUCUCAAAAAAGUAUACUGUGACGUCAUUUAUCACAAUAUCGAUAUUAUUGUUAUCCAAUCAUGUUUCUUUUUUGUUUUGUUUUUUUUAUACCAGUUUGCAAACCUAAAUAUCUUGAUAUAUACCUUACUUAUAUUAAUACACUAUUUUUGCCAUGUCAUUCACCCUCAUGGCCAUGUCUGGCCGAGCUGAAAUGGCCUUCCAGGACCCAUACCGACGACCUCGGAUCUCCAGUUCAUAAAGAAAGCUGCUUGGGUGGUGCACAAUGAUGAAACUCACAUGGCUGUUUGAUUACAGAAAAUCAACCACCAUCUUACAGCCUGAAACGCUGAUGUUACACUUUGACGUUACACGGUUUGGUUGGUAUAUAGUGUGUGCAGAAAUGUAAUCGAUGUUGUUUUGCACGUGCACGAGUGCGCGGGUUUAAAAUGUCAGCAGAUACACGAGAGGGAGAUUAUAAUGAAGGUGUAUGUGAACUAAACUGAUAAUAAAUAUCCUCCACUGAUGAGCACA
Molecule: messenger RNA, 2790 nt
Organism: Ictalurus punctatus (channel catfish)
Lineage: Eukaryota; Metazoa; Chordata; Actinopteri; Siluriformes; Ictaluridae
Gene: pln1
Product: phospholamban
Exons: 3
Coding region: 374-544 (56 amino acids)
Biological process (GO): negative regulation of heart rate; negative regulation of ATPase-coupled calcium transmembrane transporter activity; negative regulation of calcium ion import into sarcoplasmic reticulum
Cellular component (GO): sarcoplasmic reticulum; membrane
Molecular function (GO): ATPase inhibitor activity
Source: RefSeq, a predicted model, not a curated record